Bacidia gigantensis is the source of this 408-nucleotide messenger RNA. RefSeq lists its product as uncharacterized. Bases 1 to 408 code for a protein of 135 amino acids. Lineage: Eukaryota; Fungi; Ascomycota; Lecanoromycetes; Lecanorales; Ramalinaceae. The transcript has a single exon. The record is from RefSeq and is a predicted model, not a curated record.
AUGGCUUGGACCUCAACCCACGGCAUCGGAGCCAUCCUAGGAUCAGGCUCAAAGUUCAACAUCGCAGUCAAACCGGGGUUUGCUCUCAUCACCCCCAGCGACGCCAGUCAACUCAGCGGAGAGAUCCACUUUCAGAUCCCCCGCCCACCAAAAGGCUACAACUCCGUCUACGCCAUCAAGCUGGAGUUCUCUUCGCAAUCCGCCUCCGUGGACAGCUUCGCCGUCUACAUCGGGAACAAGAACAAGCAAUCGGAAUCGAACCUGCAGUGGACUACGACGGAACAAUCUAGGUUCGCCAACGUACUGGCCCUGGGAGAGGAAAGUGGAAUUGAAGUGGUCAUUGGGAUUUCUUUUGAUGCCAUCGGCUCUUUGCUUAAGUUUCAGUCCGUCGAUGUUAAGUAUGAUUGA